CACAUUUGACACUGUCAGAUCGCGAAAUUUUGAAAUUUUGUAUAUAUUUUGAUUAAUAUUUCUGUAAUCUCGUAUCACAUAGAAUGGAUAUAGAUGAAAUUGUACCUUCUGACCACCAGGAAAAUCAUAAUGGUAGUUCCAAUGACUACGAAGUCACAUAUAAUUCAAACGAGCACAAUCAAUACGAAUAUCCCAAAUUAUUCAAUAGUAAAACAUUACUAGAACUCUGUUACUCUUCUUCUCCAUCUCUUAUGAGCAAGGGAGAUGUACAACCGUAUUUGCGUGGGUGUAAGUGGUCACCAGAUGGUACGUGCUGUCUGUCUGUUGUAAAUAAUGAUGGAGUACAUGUUACGGAGCUCCCGAGAGAUCUUUACUCAGGUUCUGUGGAUUCUAAGCGCAAGAUAGACGUGUUAGAUCCUGUUAUUCAUGUCAAAGAAAGUGGACUUAUUUAUGACUUUUGUUGGUACCCUGGAAUGAAUAGUACUAUACCAGAAUCAUGCUGUUGGAUAACAACAAGACAGAAUGCCCCUAUACAGAUGUGGGAUGCCUUUGAUGGCUCCUUAAGGUGCUCAUAUAGAGGAUUUAAUGCUGUUGAUGAAAUGGAACCAGCAAUAUCAGUGACAUUUAAUAAUGAAGGCAAUAGAAUCAUAGGUGGAUAUAAAAAGGUUUUAAGGACUUUUGAUGUCGAAAGACCCGGUAGAGAUUAUGCGGAACAUAAAAUAAAUUCCCCCGCAUCAUGUUUUGCUACGAGUGGCAAUCUCUUGGCUGUUGGUUCUUGGAAUUCAACAAUUAGCCUUUUCAAUGUCAAUGAAAUGGGCAAUUAUAAAAGUAUAGGAAAAAUGCAUGGACACACUGGCGGAGUAACCCAUGCGAAGUUUACACCUGAUGGUUUAAAAUUGGUAUCAGGAAGUCGGAAGGACCAUAGACUUUUAAUAUGGGAUAUAAGAUAUUAUCGUACACCACUUAACAUAUUAAGUAGAGCAGUGGAUACCAACCAAAGAGUUUACUUUGAUAUAUCACCUUGUGGCAAAUAUUUGGUCUCUGGUGGUACUGAUGGUUUGGUCAAAGUGUGGGACUCUAAUAAAGUGAAUUGGCAUUCGAGGUUAGAUGUCACAGACGGAGAUAAAUAUAAUGUGACAUAUAUUUUUCCAUUACACAAAGAUUGUUGUAACAGUGUAUCGAUACACCCUUGUCGACCGAUAUUAGCCACUGGUUCAGGUCAGUACCACUUCAAAGACCCAUUGGCUAUCACUUCUGAUGAAAAAAUUGAUGAAAUCGAAAAGAAUCAAGAUACUAAAGAAUUUAUUAGUGAUAUGAAAUAUUCUGAUGAAGCAGAGAACAGUUUAGUGUUCUGGUGGACCGGUGAUAUUGAUGUAUAAGUAUAUUUUGUA
Papilio machaon (common yellow swallowtail) is the source of this 1391-nucleotide messenger RNA. RefSeq names its product telomerase Cajal body protein 1 homolog (gene WDR79). Gene Ontology annotation, biological process: Cajal body organization. Lineage: Eukaryota; Metazoa; Arthropoda; Insecta; Lepidoptera; Papilionidae. The record is from RefSeq and is a predicted model, not a curated record. The coding region runs from base 84 to 1379 and encodes 431 amino acids. Gene Ontology annotation, cellular component: Cajal body. Gene Ontology annotation, molecular function: protein binding; RNA binding. The transcript has 5 exons.